UGCGCAGUUGUUUGUUCUACUCUACACAGCUGUAGGAGAAAAUGGCAGCACUCAUGCUAGGACAGCAGGCCCGCCAGUUCAGCACGUCUGUCAUCAGACAAAAACUGGUCAAGGCUCCCAUCACGGUCUACGGGGUGGAGGGACGCUAUGCCACUGCUCUGUUCUCGGCUGCCAGCAAGCAGAACAUUCUGGACCAAGUGGAGCAGGAGCUGGGGAAAGUGUCUUCCCUGAUCAAGGACCCCAAGGUUUCCAGUAUUGUAAUGAAUCCUCAUGUAAAGCGCAGCUUCAAGCAGAAGACCUUCCAGGAUGGUCUUGCAAAGUCCAAGGUUUCCCCCAUCACCUUCAACCUCAUCAAUGUGUUGGCUGAUAAUGGUCGUCUUACUAUAACUGCUGACGUUAUCGCUGCUUAUGGCAAAAUGAUGAGUGCACACCGUGGAGAGGUCUCCUGCACCGUCACCACUGCACAGCCUUUGGAUGCAGCUAGCCUUGCUGACCUGAAAGUAGCUCUCAAGGGCUUUCUUCAGAAGCAUGAAUCUAUCAAGCUGGAAACAAAGCUGGAUUCUACCAUCCUUGGUGGCAUGAUCGUCAGUAUCGGGGACAAAUAUGUGGACAUGUCCACCAAAACAAAGAUUCAGAAGCUCACCAAGCUCAUCAAGGAAACAUAAGUCCUAUGGACUUUCAUACGUUUGGAGAAGUCCAUCGGGGGAAACACUGAAAUGUAUAUUGCUGUCCUGGCACUGCAUUUGCUCCAUAAAUCCAGUGUCUAUACUUAAGUUGAUAUGGAUGUUAAUAAAACAUACAAAAAGUGAA
This is a messenger RNA of Notothenia coriiceps (black rockcod), 810 nucleotides long. RefSeq names its product ATP synthase peripheral stalk subunit OSCP (gene atp5po). Gene Ontology annotation, molecular function: proton-transporting ATP synthase activity, rotational mechanism. The record is from RefSeq and is a predicted model, not a curated record. The coding region runs from base 42 to 665 and encodes 207 amino acids. Gene Ontology annotation, biological process: proton motive force-driven ATP synthesis. Lineage: Eukaryota; Metazoa; Chordata; Actinopteri; Perciformes; Nototheniidae. The transcript is spliced from 7 exons.